AUGGGACCUGUGCCGAGAGGCAUGAUCGAGGAGACAGAGGCGACCAAGUCACGUAUCGAGCAGCUCGAAGGGCACGUGUCGGGGAUAUACAAGAAGCUGGACGAGAUGACCAGCGUGCUUGCGCGCUUGGCAGGACCGCCAACGAGCACGACGCCGGCAGCGCAGAGCGACAUCCUCUCGCCGCGGGCUCAGCUGCACUCGCACUCGAGCCAUUCGAACCACCACAGCAACAGCAACAGCCACAACCACAACCACACACAUGCGCACACGCCUCUGAACCAGCACACGCCGCAGCAGAACCAUGGGACGUUCCGGCCUCCGCCGCCGCCAUCGCUCCCCUCGACGGGCAGCGUGAUGAGCAUGGCGGUCCUGCCGGACCCGCCAGAGCCGAAGGAGCCCGAGCCUCCAGCGUCGCGGUCCUCGUCACCGCUUAGCGCAGACGACAUGCUCGAGAGCGCGAUGGAGGGUGAACCGUUCCGUCACUUCACACGGAAGGAGGAGGAAUUGCACUUCAUCGAGCAGCACGGCAGCCUGCCCGCCGGUGGGGCGCCGCGGCCAAAGAAGCGCAAGACAAACGAGCAAGCGGGAGAAUGGACACACUCGCCGAUCCACGAGCGCGGCGACCCGCUGCGGCACUCUUUCGUCGACCCCGUCUCUUCGGGCUUGAUCGGCGAACCGGAAGCGCGGGCCCUCUUCGCCCGCUUCUACAAGUACGCGCAUCCGUUCAUCCCCGUCUUCGACCCCGAGCACGACACGUACGACAGUCUCAUGCGAAGAUCCCCGUUUUGCGUCACAGUCAUCCUCAUGGUUGCGCUGCACCACGGCGAGAGCCUGAGUGGCGUCAAGUCGGACGUGUGCCAGCGCAUCCGCUCCGAGGCUGAGAAGAUGGUGAAGGAGACGUUGUUCUCGCCCGCCGCAACGCUAGAGACGGUGCAGGGGCUUGUGACCAUGAUCUCGUACUCUGAGCACGCUUGGCGGACGUGCUGCCACGUCAUGAGUCUUGCCGUUGACAUGCGGCUGUAUCGCUGCCUGCCUUAUCUGCACAAGAUCAGGAAGGAUUCGCGGCACCCCGACCGGUUGCUGGAGCGGCAGCGUCCCCUCGUCGUCGGUGCUAGGACGUGGCUUGCGAUUGUCCGUCUCUCAUACGAAAUGAGCUUCAACCAUUCGCUGCCUAUCCAGUUUGGCUCCCCGCAACGACUGCAAUACGCGCGCGAACUCAUCGACCACCCCUACAGCACGCCACUGGACUCCCGUCUGGUGAUCGCGUGUGAGAUGUGCGAACAGCGCGAGAUCGCCUUCAGACCCUGGGAGAGUAUCGCGAUGCUGCACCCGAGCGAGAUUGAUGCCGGAAUUCGCCGCGCCAACAACGGAAUCAAGGAGCUGUACGCCCACUGGCUGUCGUACUACGAGGAGCAGGGGUUGGAGCGGGACCACUUCCUCAUGAUCGAGCUCGAAAAUCAGAAGGCUUACUGCCUCAUGUACGCGAACAGCUCCGCUUGGUACGGCGUGCUGAAGCGCGAGGACGUCUUCCGUCUCUCGCCCGAGCGCAGAGAGUGGAUUCAGGAGGCGAUGCGGAGCGGCGCCUUCCUGGUCGGAUCGCUUGCGAAUCAGAGACUUGAGAAGGAGUCCGAGUUCGGCAAUCACAACUACUGUAUCGUCGCCACAGCGCGGUAUUUGAUCCGCAUGGCUGAGCUCCUCCCGACGGCGUGCGACCUGCAUGAGAUCUCGCUCAACAUCGACAAGCUUCUGCUCAAGCUGCCCGUAUAUCCCGUGAAGCCAUUCAGCGACGGCCUGCGGCGCACACUACGCAAGGCGCGGGAACAGGGCGUGCUGCCGUCCACGCGCAUGACGACGGAUUCGUCGCCGAUGGACGACUCGCAAAGCCUCGCCGCCACCCUCGCUGCGAACACGGAGUACCCGGGCUUCAACCCGUUCCCGUGGCACGAUCCCGUGCAGGCCGCAGGGCAGAUUGGAGGCGCAGGCGUGCCCCAGGCGAACAACGUUAGCUGGCCUGAGGAACUCAAUCUCUCUGCAUGGUUCCCCGUGAAUGAGGAUCCGGCGGCGUUGGGGCUGGAUGUUAGCGCGCUCCAGGGCGAGGAGAUGGUGAACUGGUUCCCGGCCGCACCGCAGGUUUGGCUUGAGGAGUAA
Molecule: messenger RNA, 2148 nt
Organism: Trichosporon asahii var. asahii CBS 2479
Lineage: Eukaryota; Fungi; Basidiomycota; Tremellomycetes; Trichosporonales; Trichosporonaceae
Exons: 3
Coding region: 1-2148 (715 amino acids)
Biological process (GO): regulation of DNA-templated transcription
Cellular component (GO): nucleus
Molecular function (GO): transcription cis-regulatory region binding; DNA-binding transcription factor activity, RNA polymerase II-specific
Source: RefSeq, a predicted model, not a curated record